This is a messenger RNA of Chanos chanos (milkfish), 744 nucleotides long. Its product is annotated as trypsin-3-like. Gene Ontology annotation, biological process: proteolysis. The coding region runs from base 1 to 744 and encodes 247 amino acids. The transcript is spliced from 5 exons. The record is from RefSeq and is a predicted model, not a curated record. Lineage: Eukaryota; Metazoa; Chordata; Actinopteri; Gonorynchiformes; Chanidae. Gene Ontology annotation, molecular function: serine-type endopeptidase activity.
AUGAAAGCCCUGAUUGUCCUGGUCCUGCUCGGAACAGCAUUGGCUGCCCCUGUGGAGCAGAGCGAUGAGAAGGUAGUUGGAGGCUAUGAGUGUCCGAGGCACUCUGUACCCUACCAGGCCUCUCUGAACGCUGGAUAUCACUUCUGUGGUGGCUCCCUGAUUAACAGCCAAUGGGUCCUCUCAGCAGCUCACUGCUUCAAGUCUCGUAUCCAGGUGCGUCUGGGUGAGCAUGACAUUGCUGUCAAUGAGGGGACAGAGCAGAUUAUCGACUCUGCAAAGUUGAUCAGGCACCCCUAUUACAACAGCUACAACCUGGACAAUGACAUCAUGCUGAUUAAGCUGAGCCGCCCGGCGAUUCUUAACAGCUACGUCCAGACAGUAUCACUGCCCAGCCGCUGUCCACAGGCCGACGAGAACUGCAUGGUCUCCGGCUGGGGCAACACCAUCACCAAUGGCAGUGAUUUCCCUGACAGGCUGCAGUGUCUAAGGCAGCCCAUCAUCGAUCACAGAAUCUGCCGAAACGCUUACCCACAUCUCUUCACUGACAACAUGGUGUGCUCUGGAUUCAUGCACGGCGGAGCCAGCAGCUGCCAGGGAGACUCUGGCGGACCCCUAGUGUGUAACGGACAGCUGCAGGGUGUUGUAUCCUGGGGUUACGAGUGUGCUCAGGUUGGCCACCCCAGUGUCUAUGCCAGAGUGUGUCGCUACAACAACUGGAUUCACAGUGUGAUAAGCAACAACUGA